AUCACGUUUCACACCUUGAACAUUAACAAAAAGUUAUUCUUAUUAAACUAUUAGCACUAAACACAUGUACUAAAAUGCCUUCAAACGAUCUCUUGAUCACUGAUCGAAAUAAAAUUCGGAAAGCUUGGGAAAAAACGGAGAAUGAUGUUUACAAAGAUAUUCAAAUUAUUAAAGAAUGGCUACAAACACAAAAACAUCUGCCAGAGAUUCCAACGGACAACAUGAUUGAAUUUUUUCUCGUAAACUGCAAAUUUAGUAUCGAGAAAACAAAGCAAACCCUGGAUAUGUAUUAUACAGUGCCUAAUCUUGUACCUGAUUUGUAUAAGAAUAUAAAUCCUUGUACCUCAGACGUGGAUAUAGCAUAUAAAACAGCUAAUUUUGUGUGCAUACCUGUCCUUACUCCGUCCUUACAUAGGCUGACUGUAUGCCAGUAUAAAGAUUCCGAAGAUGGAAGUGUAAGCAAAUUAUCAGCUCAUUGCCUAAGAAAUAUCUACGAGAUACGAAUUCAUGAGGACCUAUCAAUGGGUGAAAUAUAUCUUGUCGAUUGUGAACGUGUUAAAUUCAGUGUAAUAGCUAAAAUAACUCCUCUGUUGUUGAAGCAAAUAGCCUUUGUCUUAGAGAGGGUACAUAGUUAUAGGACACACUCAAUACAUUUUAUUAAUUCUCCGUCUUAUAUGCAUCACACAAUAACUCUAUUUAAAACGUUCUUAAAGAAAAAGUUAGCAGAUAGGGUAUAUAGUCAUAAAUCACUUGAUGAAUUGCUCGAACAUCUUCCAUUGGACGUAUUGCCAAGUGAUUUCGGAGGCAAACAAAAAUCUUGCGAAGAACUAGCAGAAUUAUGGAAGAAGAAAAUGUUUGAGUAUAAAGACAGAUUUGAUAAAUUGGAGACACUGCAAGUUAAUGAAGAACUUCGUCCUGAAAAAUUGGAAAAUGAUGAACUUCUAGGAUAUUAUGGUAACUUUAAGAAAAUAGACACGGAUUGAACAGUUGAUGAACUAUUUUCAGCAGUGAAUGAGGAUAAUUAUAAGGAUUGAUGUAUUAUAAUAUUAAAACAGUUUAGAUCGUA
This is a messenger RNA of Diabrotica virgifera virgifera (western corn rootworm), 1066 nucleotides long. RefSeq names its product alpha-tocopherol transfer protein-like. The transcript has 6 exons. The record is from RefSeq and is a predicted model, not a curated record. Gene Ontology annotation, cellular component: membrane. NCBI's taxonomy places the organism in Eukaryota, Metazoa, Arthropoda, Insecta, Coleoptera, Chrysomelidae. Gene Ontology annotation, molecular function: phosphatidylinositol bisphosphate binding. Bases 75 to 983 code for a protein of 302 amino acids.